Hippocampus zosterae (dwarf seahorse) is the source of this 3514-nucleotide messenger RNA. Its product is annotated as solute carrier family 25 member 36-A. Gene Ontology annotation, cellular component: mitochondrion. Gene Ontology annotation, biological process: pyrimidine nucleotide import into mitochondrion. Bases 476 to 1411 code for a protein of 311 amino acids. The record is from RefSeq and is a predicted model, not a curated record. Lineage: Eukaryota; Metazoa; Chordata; Actinopteri; Syngnathiformes; Syngnathidae. The transcript has 7 exons. Gene Ontology annotation, molecular function: pyrimidine nucleotide transmembrane transporter activity.
AUAUAAAGUAUCACAUUCGGGAGGGUGGGAGGGGCUACGAAAGUCCUAAACCAAUCAGCGCUUUUGUAUUGGAUUCCCAUUCAACGUGAGGCAGUACACUUCGUCCACGGGUGUCAGUCAGGACGCGCUGUGUCUAUCGGUGGCUGUCCCAAGCGAGCGGUUAGAACUAACCAUAAACACUGUUCGCAAGUCCCAUAUAUAAUGAAGAAUUUUACAGUUUGUGAAGGUGGCGGCGCAGACCUCUCGCUCUGACAUCGAUUUUGCCACCGGAAGAGAGUGCUCGCCUUGCAAGCAAGCUAGCAAGGGUAGCCAUUGCAUGCCGUCGUUUUUCCUCCACCGCUGACCUCACAACUACACACCGUAACAGAGGUGCAUAGAGUAUUGGUAGCGGGGCUUCUGUUGGCCCCUCUCUUCAGCCCGGCUCCAGUUGUCUCCCGCGUGGUUGCCCGUUGACGGUUCCCGAAUAUGAGACACAAUGAGUCAAAGAGAUACCCUAGUUCAUCUGUUUGCAGGAGGAUGUGGUGGCACAGUAGGUGCCAUAUUGACUUGCCCACUGGAAGUAGUGAAGACGCGUCUGCAGUCAUCAUCCAUCAGUCUCUAUGUUUCUGAGGUUCAGCUGAGUACCGUGAAUGGGCCCAGUGUGGCCCGGAUGUCUCCACCAGGUCCCCUGCACUGCCUCAAAUUAAUAUUAGAGAAGGAAGGACCCCGUUCACUCUUCAGAGGCUUGGGACCAAACCUGGUGGGUGUGGCACCGUCCAGAGCCAUCUACUUCGCUGCUUACUCCACAGCCAAAGAGAAAUUGAACAAUGUGCUGGAACCUGACUCCACACAGGUUCACAUGAUAUCAGCUGGAAUGGCAGGUUUUACAGCCAUUACAGCAACCAAUCCAAUAUGGCUUAUAAAGACUCGUCUUCAGCUGGAUGCCAGAAAUCGAGGGGAGCGUCGGAUGAGUGCAUUUGAAUGUGUGCGGCGGGUGUAUCAGUCGGAUGGCCUCCGAGGCUUUUACAGGGGCAUGUCAGCGUCUUACGCCGGCAUCUCAGAGACUGUGAUCCACUUUGUUAUCUAUGAAAACAUCAAACGGCGGCUCCUGGAGGCCAAAGCCCCCCAGAAUGUGGACGAGCAAGAGGAGGUAUCCAAGGACGCUUCAGACUUUGUGGGGAUGAUGCUUGCCGCUGCCACUUCCAAGACAUGUGCCACAUCCAUUGCUUAUCCUCAUGAAGUGAUCCGCACACGGCUACGUGAGGAGGGCAGCAAAUAUCGCUCCUUCUUCGAGACUUUAACAACAGUUCCCAAAGAGGAGGGAUUUCGCGCGCUGUACCGCGGCCUCACCACCCACUUGGUACGACAGAUCCCCAACACUGCCAUCAUGAUGUGCACCUACGAGAUGGUGGUCUACAUCCUGAACCGUUAACGUGUUCGCUCCUUGACUAGAACUCAUCCUUGUAUUCCAGCCCUUGUUCAGUGUUUAAAAGACGUGGGGAAAAAAACCCACAAGAAAAAAAAGCAAGACCUUACUGAAAGCUGCAACAAAGGCUCACGAGAUGACUGAGGCAGCAUCGCGACAAUGUCUUAGUGAUGAUUUUAAGUGGCAUGUUUUCUUUGAUCACAAAAGGCACAAAAAAGUUUGAAUGAUACCAAUGGUGAUAUUUGGGGGUCUUACAAUUAUAACCAGCCCUCCCUCAUCCAUGACUAUUGAUACUACUCCCACUGCCACAAUACUAAUUUUGAAAAUUGUAGUUGCACUUCGAAGUAAUACUGCUUACUGACUGACAUUUUCAUGUCCAGAUGGCCGAUCUGUUCUUUGUGCCGUCAAAUUCAAAAUGAAGCAAUUUGGAGUAACGUGUAGUUCGAGAGGAAUGUGCCUUGGGUAAAGCGGCACGACGUAAAUUAGGAUGCACAUGUGCUUGUAGUUCACAUUGUGAAAUAAUUUCAUUGCACACAGGUAUUGUGAAGGUUCGGGCCCUUACGGAAACUUUGUUUUCGAUGUGAAUAUACAUGAGCUUCGACUUGGAUUUUGCAACCACCUGAUCCCUCUUUCUCUUGCUCUUCAUGCAUUUCGAACUCUCUCAUCUGCACAUAAAAGCAGAAGGAAACUCGCUCAUUAUGCUUGAAUUAGAGUACAUAACUAAUAAUAUCCAUCGCUAUACUGUGUGUUUGAAUCACCAAAUGAAACCACAUCACUUGGCCUGCUUUGUAUUUGCUGGAAUGUAAAUAUGCAGGUUUAAGGAAGUGAAACACUGACCCAGGUUUUUAAAAAUAAAUAUUAAUGAAUUAACUAGUUUUAACUAAUUGCGAUGUUAAUACGGCUGAAAUAAUAUACUUCAAUUUGUUUGACUGGUAAGGUAAAUGAAACUGUCGUUCAUCUUUAUUGGAGAGAGAGCAUUUGCGCCCUUGUGAAAAUUUGAUUUUCCAACCUAUAUUCAUGAUGUCUCACAAUGUUUUUUUUUUCUUGGAUUUGCGUUCAAUUUUUCCUCAUUUUGAAAAUCCAAACUCGUUGAGGACAAUCCUGUCAGUUCUCGCCUGGAAAUUUGAGGGUCAGUUAGUGUAGAUGAGUUACAAAGUAAUAUAACUGUCUUAAACGCACAAUAAUAAAUACACAUUAUAAUUGUUGAGCUGUCAUUUUAUAUAUUUUACUGAUGUGAAGUCCAUUGCUGAUUAUAUAAAGUGUGUGUGUGUAUGUAUACAGUAUAUGAACGUGUAUGUGUUUGUGUGCGUAUGUAUAUAUAUAUACACACACACACACAUACAUAUACAUUAUAUAUACACAUAUACAUACACACACACACACACAUAAAACAAUAUUUCUCACCUGUUAACAAAGAUUUACUCUUGCCGUGUCAACUUUUGUCACCGGCUGUAGCCCUUGGACUAAAUUCACAAUGCUCACAACCAGUAAAUUGAAUUGUCCAUUUUUGCUGUGAUUGGUCACCUUCAUUGACCCAUUCUCAUGAACUAACCUCAGUGAAAGGGCAGCAUUGGCCUCCUCCUUGAAAGCAUUUUGGCAGGCACAAGGCAGUUGGGUGAGCGUGCUCAAAGCUGGUCAGUCAGACGAGACGAUUUAAUGUACGCAGGUUGGCUGAGUUAAUUUUAACAAACCUUGAAAAUGGUGGUUGGCUCACCCCUCCCCCCUCCCCCUACCAAAAAAGAUGUUGAAAGCUCUCUGAAAUUGACAAGUCAAAGUGAAAUGCAUUACCCAGUGUCACAAGGAAUAUAAUCCUCUAUCUUUCGAAUAAAUUAACCAGAACUGGAACUAUAUUAAUACGAGUAUGCAUCUUUUUCAACUACAUUGUACAACGUGUCUGCCUGCUGUUCAUGUAGUCUCCCAUUCAUUCACAUGUCAUUGUUUUGCACCCAUGUUUGCAUCGUGCGCUUGUGAAUGUACUGUAUGUAUUGUGUGUGCUUCCCUAAAUGACAGUCUGAUGUGAUUCAGUCGUGUCCUGACCGCAAGAGACGAGAUAUUACGUAUGCACUCGCAAUGCAGGUUUUUAUCUUUUUAAAUAAAUGGUUGCCUUUU